UGUGCGCGCGACUUCUCUUUUGGCACGCGCUGCGCACUUGGCAGCGACGCUCAGAGCAGUGAGGUGCGUGUAACGGAGAGCUAAAAUUGGUUUCGUGAUGAGGAAAAGUGAAGGAGCAGAGCGUUGCGAUCUGUUCUCUUGUCUUCGUUGAAAAAACACACGGCUCAUCCUUCCUUAUCAUUGAAUUCAACUGAGAGACACGAAUCGGAACUCUUUUUGCGUCAUGAAACUGAAUUAUUUGACUUUUUCUCAAAAGGAGACAUGGUCGAUUGAACAUUAAUACGACAUUCAGGCAAACAAAAACUUAAUAUUUUAAUCACAUUCAACACAAUAUUUUUUUUCCUCAGUAUAGGAAUGGAUUCGCUCAUCACUUCCACUGACUUCCAAAGUAACUGGACAAACAACUCCACCACACAGAAUGAAACCGAGAUAUAUUGGAACCAGUUUGUGCAACCGGUUUGGAGGAUAGUGCUCUGGGCAGUGGCUUACAGCACAAUUGUCAUCGUCUCCGUGGUGGGCAAUGUAACGGUGAUAUGGAUCAUUUUGGCGCACAAACGCAUGAGAACCGUGACGAACUAUUUCCUAGUGAACUUGGCGUUCGCCGAAGCGUCAAUGUCCGCAUUCAACACCGUUAUAAACUUUGUCUACUCCGUGCACAAUGAGUGGUAUUUCGGACUCUAUUACUGCCGAUUCCACAACUUCUUUCCCAUAGCCGCCGUCUUCGCUUCCAUAUAUUCAAUGACUGCGAUUGCGCUCGACAGAUACAUGGCCAUCAUUCACCCCCUGCAGCAGAGGAUGUCUGCAACCCAGACGAAGGUGGUUAUCGGGGUCAUCUGGGUACUGGCUCUCCUGCUGGCCUUCCCCCAAUACUACUACUCCGACACGGACCAGCUGCCCGGCAGGGUGGUCUGCUACAUCGACUGGCCUGAGUACACCGUCCUGGACUUCAAAACAAUGUACUUUGUGUGUGUAGCAGUGCUGAUUUACUUCCUCCCUCUCCUGGUGAUGGGUUGCGCUUACCUGGUGGUGGGUUUGACUCUGUGGGCCGGCGAGAUCCCAGGAGAUUCGUCUGACCGUUAUCAAGAGCAGCUGAACGCCAAACGCAAGGUGGUGAAGAUGAUGAUUGUGGUGGUAUGUACUUUCGCUGUUUGCUGGCUCCCCUACCACGUCUAUUUCCUGAUUCACCAGUUCUACCCGCACCUGUUUGAGCAUCCCUUCAUUCAGCAGGUCUAUCUGACUAUCAUGUGGCUGGCAAUGAGCUCCACAAUGUACAACCCCAUUAUCUACUGCUGCCUCAAUGACAGGUUCCGCGCCGGAUUUAAGCAAGCAUUCCGCUGCUGUCCAUGCGUCCCUGAGGGAUCCUACGAUGGUCUAGAGCUCAAGUCCACCCGGUACCUUCAAACCCAGACCAGUUUGUACAGAGCCAGUCGAAUGGAGACCACUGUGUCAUGCGUGAUGCAGCCAUGUGAAGACAGCCAAAAGGGCACGUUCGGGAGCAUCAGGGGGGCCGCUGGGAGAUCGGCAGUUCACAGUCCCUCCAGGGAAUUCGCCUCCAAUGGUUCGUCCUCUCGCAGCAUCUCCAAAACCGUGUCGGAGACCUCUAGCUUUUACUCCAGUAAUAACCUACAAGAAUGAGAGAAGUCAGAAGCACAAGUCAAGGAGACCGAAUGCCACUAUUUUUGCAGAGACGUAAUCAUUUAACAAAUUCUCUUCAGUGUAAAUCUUGAGUGUGUGCAGAUGUGUGCGUUUUAGCUGGUUGAGUACACACACGCUAAGCAUUUUUAAUUUUCAAACGAUCCUUCAUCUUUCAUUCUUGUCACAUUCUAUUCAUGAGGUUCAUAAUUGUGAUUAGAGGAACAUUUACAUUGAUUUUUUGGGGAAAUGCUUUUUUUUUUACCAAAGUGAUAUAAAUGACAUUGCAUUGUGCUGACUUAAAAGAGAGCCUGAUUGGUUGAUCCUGCAAUCCCUGAAGGCAUUUUAAAUGUUUACAUUAAUGGACAUUUGAUGCAGUGUGGAACAAUGAAUCAUUAUAGUGUAAAUAUUGAAUAUGACCACUUAUAUUGGUCUAUCGUCGUAUAAGUAACAAAACCAAACUAUAAUGGGAAUAAGUUAAGAAAUAUCAGCGAAAGUACCUUUCUUGAUCCCCUGAGUCUCUAAAGAUGGCCCACCGGGUUCAUAUGAUACCUGAGCAUGUGUGGUUUCUUCAGUGCUUUAUCUGCAGACUUCACAGCGUAUUUUCUUUGUAAGCACAUUCUGCCUUCAAAGUCUCUAAACUGGCUGAGACUGAAGAAAAACACAGAGGGCAGAGAUUAUACUACUGCAAAUGCCUUGGUGGCUUCAUGGUCAGUUAGAGCAAUGAUCCAGCCUGUGAAAUGGAAAUGAACUAUGUCAGUUGCCAAUAUCAACACCUUGUAGCUACACAGGCAGAUACAAAGGAACAAUAUUAAAUUAAAUGACUUUUCAAGGUGUGCCUGGAAACACAAAUGCGUGGCGGUGAAACCUCUGAAUGCCUGUCCUGAUUUUGUGUGCGCUGAAGAAUAGAUCUAGGGAAAAAAAAUGUGACGAGAGGAGAAUUUUUGUAGACAGGAUUUUCCUUCUGACUGCCUUUUGUUCUUUUGUUUCUCUCUCCCUGUCUGCUUACCUUUAUUUUCUUUUUAUUAUUAAUAUAUAUAUAUAUAUUUUUUUUUAUAACUGACCAUUCGCUAAGCUCCGCGCCUUGGUUACUGUUGCCAUCUUGGUUACUGUGGCUUAUAGAACAUCCCAUUGGAAUGAACUGGAGAUGGACAAUGUGAUUAAAGGUGAAAAGUGCUCAUACAGUGGCAAAAAUUGAUUAGAUUUUAAUAACUAUUGGAAUAUUAUGUCAUAUUGAGGGGCCAAGCACAGAUGGUGCGAUGACACCCAUUGUAUCCAUUGGCAUUCUUAUUGUUCUUCUUCCAUUUCUUCCACUCUAGUCAAUGCCAGUGCAUAGAACCGUUUGUGGUAAAGUUAUGAAAUUGGCACACAGAUAGACGACAGUCUCAACAUUAACCAUAACAAUUUUGGCUUUUCUACCUCAAACUCUGUAGCGCCAUCACUUGUUCAAAGUUUUACUCAUGUUUAUGUCAAUAACUUUUGAACCAAACAUUUUAGAUGGAAAGAUUCCUUUGCUCAUGCCGAGUCGAAUUAACACCAAAAUGUAAAAUUAUACAAGUCAAGAUUUUUCAUAAUUUAUAAUAUUUUGAAAAACUUACUUUUUCGAACUCAGACUAGACAGACUAGAACUCACCCUAGACAUCCUAGGUUUGUCUGAUUUUCACCAAAAUUGGCUCAGAUCAUCUUCAGACCAUAGUGGCAAAAAGUUAUGAAAUUCAAGUUGAUUAGUAAAACCGUUCUCGAAUAACGCACAUUCGAAUAACGAAUUUGAAAAAAGUGCAAGCAAAGAUGGAUGUGAGGCUGUAUCUCUGCAAUGCUUCAGUGUAUUGAGACCAAAUUUGGUGUGUGUUAUAAUAAUCAUGACCUGAGGCUACCUGCACAGUUUUGGUGCGGCUCUAUCUAGUGGUCAGGAGAUAUGAAAAAUGUCUAUUUUUCCUUAUAACUUCUGAAUGGUUUGACCAAAAAUCACAACUGGUCUCUUUAGAUUCAAUGCAGCAUGCACAAAACUCUGUAUGUGUCUUCGGCACUAUGCCCUGAUGGUACUCAAAAUGUUUUGGAGCAGCGUCACCUUGUUGUCAAAACUUAUAAUGAAAUUUCCAAAAAUUCUAAUAACUUUCGUGUUUAUUAACCUAUUGUAAUAAAACAUAGUCAGCCGAAAUUCCUGUCCGCCAUUUUGACUUAUGUUAAAAACCUACUUUUUUGAAAUCCUCCAUUUGUCCAAAUUUCACCAAAUUUGACUCUUGAUUAUUUGAUUAUUUUCAGACCAUGCUGGUAAAAAGUUACGCAUUUCGUAUUGAUAUACAAAACAGUUACUGUAUAACGCAUCAAUGAAUUUGCCAGGUUAAUGCCAAACUGCGUCUGAAGCUGUAUGGGGCCAUUCACACAGAACGCGUUUUUUUCAUUCCAGUGCGCUACUUUUCCAUUGUUUUUUAUGUAAACACGCACUUGACCGUUACACUCGCGUCUCGCAUCUUUUGCAGCACCCCGCACAUGAGCGCAGCGUUUUUAGGACGCCGUGUCAACUUAAAAGAAUUUCAACUUUUACAUGCAACACUGCUCAUCAAUGUCAGAUCCAAAGCAGUGGACCAAUCAGAAAACCUCAGAGGCGGGGCAGCGUUGCAAGCUUCUGUUUACAGUAGCAAGUUGGUUUGACAAACGUUUUAUUUGACAGCAACAUGGCGGAGGAGGCGCCACCUAUUGGUCAAUAACAGUGCCACCUAACAGCGCCACCUAUUGGUCAAGAGUGAUAAACCAUACAUGAACCAUUAAUAAUAAAAUUUCCAAAAAUGCUAACUGCUAUUAUUUUUCAGCCGCUUUGCUUAAAAUCAUAAAUACAUCUUUAAUUACUCAUUGAUGCAGUUGGUCUAUCAGUCUAUCAUUGCUGGCAUGACUUAUCUUGCCUUCCUUAUGCUUGGCCCUUUAAUUGCUGCUUGCAGCUAUAUUUUAAUUUAGUGUUGCUAUGGUGUUGCGGAGUGUUAAGUAGGCCGUCCACCACAAUCUACUUAUGCUUUUGCAAAAUGCAGUCCUGAAUGAUUCAAACACUCAUUCACAACACUUAAAAAGGUCGCAUCGUUUGUAAAUAAAAUUAAAAGAUUUGAGUCAUCAGGAUGAACCAUAUCAUACCUGCUACUUCUAAGUGGAUUGCUGACUGUGGUUUGACAAGGUGGUUAGGGAAAUGAAGCAGGGGAUCAACAGAUUGACACCAGCAGGUACACAAGUACCACUAUCCACCUUUUUUUUCAUGUAAGAGUGGGCGUGGCCAUUUGUUAAUUUUAUGGGUUUGGCUUCCGGGUUCAUCUGCGCCCAGCUAUUUUUAGCUGUACAAAACAGCUUGUUUUGCUGCAUGAUAUUGCAAAUUGGUGUGUCUUACUAUAUUGUUUUAAAGUAUUAUCUUAAUUUUGAACACGCUGGUUUGUAGCAAACAGUUUUACCAUUUUUGUUAUUUCCCUAUAGUGGCUAAUGAACCGAAAAUCUCGCCCAUAAGCUUAUUUCCACGUUGAAGAAAAGGUGGAUAUGUCUCUGGGUGGACAUAACAGUCAUUGAGGUUCGAUUGGUCAGUAGGCGGGGCUUAGUCAAGUGCCAAUUCCGUAGUCAUUCUGCUGUUCCAGCAUUCUCACGCACACAUUCCCCUCACACUGGACAAGGCCAGAGUAAAAUUAGCUCUUCAGACACCUCCCUUGAUACAGUCACAGCAAUAUGAUACUGAGGUACACAGGAUUAUGGGACAAAAGGAGUGGAUGUGAGAUGGGGGGUUGAAGUGACCACCUGCUGCUGUUCUUGACUGGGAUUGUGACAGUGGUGUCUGUUUCUAAAACGUAGGCCCAUGCUGUUCUUACGUAUGACUUAUAACAGACCGGCUCUUUGCAUGUUUGUGCGUGUGAGGUUUCAUUGUUCACACAGUGGCAGAAGGCUUGUUAUGGUGCAAUAUGUUCGGAAUGUUUCGGACGGUAAAUGACUGUGAUCUGAAUGUGCCUGACUGUUUGGCAGGUGCUGACAGCUCGUUCCAGGAAUAAAUGAACCACACGCUGUUCCUGAUCGUUUUUAGAAAUUCAGAACUGGUUGUGAGGCUUAUGAAAUGCAUCUGCCUUCAUACUAUACGUAUACACUACCGGUCAAACGUUUGCAGUCAUUUUAAUGCUGCACCAAAUCAGCAUUUUAGAUUUCUGAAGGAUCACAGAAGACUGAAGUAAACGCUGCUAAAAUGCUGCUAGCUUUGCAUCACAGGAAUAAAUUAUGUUAAAAUAUGUUAAAAUAGACAAGUUUGAUUAAAUUGUAAAUAUAUUUUGCAACAUUAUUGUUUUUACUGUGUCAAACACAUGCAGCCUUAGUGAGCAUAAGAGACUUCUUUCAAAAACACUAAGAUAUCUUAUUCCAAUAUACAGCUGAAGUCAAAAGUUUACAUACACCUUGCAGAAUCUGCAAAAUGUUCAUUAUUUUACCUAAAUAAGACGGAUCAUACAAAAUGCAUGUUUUUUUUUUAUUUAGUACUGACCUAAUUAAGAUAUUUCACAUAAAAGACAUUUACAUGUAGUCCACAAAAGAAAGUAAUAGUUGAAUUUAUAAAAAUGACCCUGUUCAAAAGUUUACAUACACUUGAUUCUUUUUUUGUUGUUGUUUAGUGGUAGUUGUUCAUGAGUCCCUUGUUUGUCCUGAACAGUUAAACUGCCCGCUGUUCUUCAGAAAAAUCCUUCAGGUCCCACAAAUCUUUUGGUUUUUCAUCAUUUUUGUGUAUUUGAACCCUUUCCAACAAUGACUGUAUGAUUUUGAGAUCAGUCUUUUCACACUGAGGACAACCGAGGAACUCAUAUUCAACUAUUACAGAAGAUUCAAACGCUCAGGACGACACACAAUGCAUUAAGAGCCGGGGGGUGAAAACUUUUUGAAUUUGAGGAUCAGGGUAAAUUUAACAUAUUUUGUCUUUUGGUAAACAUGUAAGUAUCUUCUGUAGCUUCUGAAGGGAAAAAAUUAUUUAGGCAGAAUAAGAAAAAUCUACACAUCUUCAUUCUGUUCAAAAGUUCUGGCUCUUAAUGUAUCGUGUUUUGUAUGAUCCCUUUAAUUUUGGUAAAAAAAUAAUUAACAUUUUGCAGAUUCUGCAAGGUGUAUGUAAAGUUUUGACUUCAACUGUAAAUCUGUGCCCAAAAGUGAAAAUUUGGUCAUUGUUUAUGCUCAUGUCAUUCCAGAUCUUUAUGAAAUUGAAACAUUUAUGGUUUCUUCUGUGCAAAAUAAGUUAUUUUGAAGAAUGUUUCAGCCAUACUAUAAAAAGUAACAAAGCCAGAACCCCAUUUUUCAAAAUAUUUUAGUUCCACAGAUAAAAAGCAAGUCAUACAGGUUUGGAACAACAUGUUCCACAUCAAAACGCUCAUUUCUGGGUAAACAGUUCUUUAAAGAUGAACAUAAGGAAUGUCUGAUGAGAAAGGCAUGUAGGUGAUCGCAUACAAAAAAAGAGCAAUUCAAGCUUUGUCCAUCUGCCAGUUUGGGUUUUGUGGCACCUCUGUGGACCAUACUUAUCUAUGUGAGUGUGAGCACAGGAGAAUUUGCUCUCAUCAGCUCUAUCUCUCUAUAAUCAGAGUAAUUACCCAAGAGAAGAGAACACAGAGGGGAGGACAACAGCUGUGUAUGAAAGCAUUCACACACAGAUUCAUCCACCCUCCAGCGUUCCUCACAUCCCUCCCAAGGCAAUUCUGCUUGGCUGCUUAAUUUCACUCAAAGUUAUUAUUCGUGUUCUUAUGUAAACAUAGUGAGCGUGCGUGAGUGAGUAUGUGUGUGUGUUUAAACAUACCUCUACAUGAGUCCAGCUGGUAUAGUUCAUCAGUUAUUCAGAAAGAAAGAUGCGCUUUGAUUUCCAUCCAGCACAGGAGGCCCGGACUGCUGGUUUCACUGACUGGAAAUGUACUAUAAGACUCUGAUCAUAAGAAUUCUUGGCAACACUUUCAUUAGUUACAUUAAAGGGGUCAAGACAUAAUGUUUAUGUCAGUUUUGUGCUUUUUUGCACCAAGGACAGUCGUAAUUUAGUUAUGACCAUUUUCCACCAUCUCUCUGACAUUCUGAAUUUAUCAAGCCAUUUUGCUGCUGUACCUUUAGGUUUUUUGUGUAUAUUUCCUUUUUUUUUUGCGAAAAGAGCAACAGCGCUUACUUAUGUGUUGAGAAUUUGCUGUUUAAUAGAGUUGGCGCUGCUCCAUCUUUCAGUACCACUGUCAUUGCAAAGCCUGCAUUACAAUGUGACAAGGUUCACAAAACAACAUCUGCGCACUAGGUAAGGUCAGACUGAAAUGAUUGGGACCUUGGCAAAAUAUAACUUCAGUCUUUAGAAGGCCAUGCACAGUCCCACAUCUUUUAUCAUACAUUUUAUGCCUUUUAUCAUUCAUUUUUUAUGCUUUUAGUUACUUGUCACAUCAGUUAUUAGAUAGAUCAAUUAAAAUCCAACCCCUUAACCAUAUACUAAAAAUGUUGUACAGAUCGUUAUUUUAUGUAUAUGUAAACAGUUAAAAAUAUAAUUAAACUUUAACUCGUAUAUUUUCAUAUGUAUGUUCAUAUUUGAAAGUACAUCAUCAAUUGAUCUGUUAAAAAUAUAAUUGUUAAAGACUUAUUAAUGAAAGUUUAACCUUGCGUUGCCUGUUAAUGAGUUUACCAAGCUAAACGGUAUUCUGUAAAUACUUAUUAUUAUAUGCUUUCGGUAGUGGUUUCCCAAAUAUGUGUUUGUGUUAUAUUCUAAAAGAGUUACUUUAUAAUGCUGUAUGACUGAACAUGCAUCAACAAGAAGUUGUAACUAAAAUAAUGGCCAUCCACUUUUGCUUUCAGUGUUGUGCUGGGUUGCUCUCAUUUAUGUAUGCUUUUGUAAAGGAUUUUGUAUGCAUUCUGUAUUCUUUGUCUAAAAUAUCUGUAUUCAGGCCUGUGCGCUCUGAAGGGAAGAGUUUGAACACCUCCAUUUGACAUUAGAAGUCGUGGAGCAAAUCAAGCAAGUUCAGCUAGUUAAGAUAGAUCAUGUUAAUCCUUUGCGACACAAAAGAGCCACUGAAGUUAAUAAGCAGACAGAAAGACAGAAGUCUGUGUCUCAGAGUAAAGAGUAGAGGUAUCAAUGUCUUGUUGAAAUUCCACUCAGUUUGUCUGGUCAGAUGCUGAGUUGUGCCCUGUCUGCGGAGCAGGGUUGAUCUUUGUUGCUCCUAUGAAAGCUGUCAAAAAGAGUUAGUCUAAGUCAAUCUGUUUUGCCGCCUUCUUUUCUUAAGAAAGCUUUGCAGACUUGUGGUGAAUCUCUAAAGAAUUCAUUGUUACAUAUUCAGUGGUGUAGUUGACUUUGUGCUCUGCAUUUACAGCUAAAUUUAUUCAUUUUAAAUAUACAUUUUAAAAUUUUACUUAAUAUUGUAUUUUAUUAUUUUAAAAUAAAUAGCUUCUACAUGUUUACUCAAUUAAAUUGCACAUUUAUUGCACAAGUUUUUAGGGAUGCACAGUAUAUUAUUUGUACAUUUCAUCUAAUGUUCACUUAUAAUUUAGUAAACACUAAUUAAAUAAAACUAUCAAAUGUAAUCUUUAGAAAAUCUUUUAAAGGGUUAGUUCACCCAAAAAUGAAAAUUAGCCCAUUAUUUACUCACCCUCAAGGCAUCCCAGGUGUAUAUGACUUCCAUCUUUCAGAUGAUUCUAAUCAGAGUUACAUAAAAAUUGUUCUGGCUCUUCCAAGCUUUAUAAUGGCAAUGAGAUGAUUCUACUUUUCAACAGUCCAAAACAAGUCCAAUAAAGUGCAUCCAUCCAUAAUAAAAAGUGCCUCACACAGCUGCGGGGGCUGAAUAAAGGAAUGAAUGAAUCGAUGCAUUUUUGUAAGAAAAAUUUCCAUAUUUAAAACGUAAUAAUCAUUUUUCUCUAGCUUGUUUAGAAGUGAUGAACGCGAAACAAAACAAAACAACGAUCACGAAUUAGAAGUACAAAACGAUGAUUUGUAAAGAAAAAAUGUUGGAGGAUUUUGAUAAAAGCCAAGAGGGGACUGGUUUUCCUUUGCUAAAGUAAGAAAACUUUGCUUCCUUUGCUUCUGUAAACAAAUGUUGGUUUUUGCGAGACUCACAAUUGCAUGCGCAAUGCAUAUGUCCAAUUAAAUAUGGAUAUUUUUAUUAUAAAACACACCGAUUCGCUACAGGAGGCCUUUAUUCACCCCCUGGAGUCAUGUGAGGCAUUUUUUUACAAUGGAUGGAUGCACUUUAUUGGACUUGUUUUAGACUGUUAAAGAGAAACACCCACCCAUUGCCAUUAUUAAGCUUGGAGGAGCCAGAACAAUUUUUAAUAUAUCUCCGAUUGCAUUCGUCUGAAAGAAGUCAUAUACACCUAGGAUGCCUCGAGGGUGGGUAAAUAAUGGGCUAACUUUCAUUUUGGGGUGAACUAUAUUAAACAUUGAUUUUUCAUAUUAUAUAUUAUAAUGUUGUGGAAAAAAUCACUUGUAGCAUUUGAAACUAUGGCUUUUCUAUUUUAGUUUCACUUUAUGAUAAAAUAAACACUUUAUAACAUUUAUCAGUUUUUAGCCAUAUAACAAAAAUAAUCCUUGGAUUAUCUCUAUUAGAAUUUUAACAUCAGUGCAUCCAUACAAAUUUUAUGCUAAGUGCGUCUUGGAAAUUACUAGGUACGAUAUAAAUUUAAUUACUGAGUUGAAUAAAAAAGUUGUAGCAUGUGAGGAAAAGAUGAGACUGUGAAAACCAAAACCCAAAAUAAAUAGCUCAGACUUGAUAGACAGGUAGAAAUUGAUUAAAUAAAACAAUCAAUGGACCAAAUCAUAGUGUGAAUGAGGGAGAAAGAUAAAAUGGAAGCCGAGAUCACUUGGGGCUUUACAAAGAUGAAGCGAAGUCUAGUUAUUAUGCCUGGUCUUUACCGCUCAUGGAAGCCGAGGAGUUAUUUCUCCUUUUGCUCUUCGAUUCAAGUAGCAACAUUUCUCAGAGGGUAUGACUGACAGCUAGACUACAAGAUGAUCCUUGGGAUGUCCCGCUAAUACUAAUGAACUCUAAGAGUUCAGAGGAUCUUGAAGCAAGUCAGGGGUUUUAUAUGAGGAUAUUUUUCCUACAAUUCACUGAGGUUGCCACUUCAAAGAUGGUUCGGAAUUACAACAAUGUUUACAUUCUUUUACCUGAUCCUUUUGUUGAACAGCAAGAGCGGAAGACGGUGGUCUUCCACUAGAGCUUUGGUAGUCAGUGCCUCUAUCCAACUCUCACAGCCUUUUAGAUGCUAAAGAGACAAAAUAUGGAUUUCAAACAGCAGAACAGGUCUAGGCAUGUCUACAUCUUUCAAGAUAAGAUUAAAAAAGCCUCAUUUUUGAGUGACUUUUUUUUUUAUAAAAAUGAAACAGAAGAAAUAGAAGACCUCUUACAACAUUUGUGAAUUCACACUUUCAAAUCAGUGCCUGAAUACUGUCUUUCUAAAGCCUGUCUACAUAGUUAUUAAAUGGUGAAGUGUGUAGAUGUUCAACAAUAAUGUUAUUAUUUCCCUCAAUGUGCCAUUUUAAAAUGUUUGUAUUGGAAAACCGGUCGCUUACGUCCCUUUAAGUUGUUUAGUCAAGUCAGAAAUGCUAUUGUAAGUCAAAGUAUAAAUAUGUUACUUGCAUUUAAAGAAUAAACAAUAAAUCCUA
Molecule: messenger RNA, 11227 nt
Organism: Labeo rohita (rohu)
Lineage: Eukaryota; Metazoa; Chordata; Actinopteri; Cypriniformes; Cyprinidae
Gene: tacr1a
Product: tachykinin receptor 1a
Exons: 5
Coding region: 355-1635 (426 amino acids)
Biological process (GO): positive regulation of flagellated sperm motility; G protein-coupled receptor signaling pathway
Cellular component (GO): sperm midpiece; plasma membrane
Molecular function (GO): substance P receptor activity
Source: RefSeq, a predicted model, not a curated record